Saccharomyces mikatae IFO 1815 is the source of this 3723-nucleotide messenger RNA. Its product is annotated as flocculin FLO5. The transcript has a single exon. The coding region runs from base 1 to 3723 and encodes 1240 amino acids. NCBI's taxonomy places the organism in Eukaryota, Fungi, Ascomycota, Saccharomycetes, Saccharomycetales, Saccharomycetaceae. The record is from RefSeq and is a predicted model, not a curated record. Gene Ontology annotation, biological process: flocculation.
AUGGAUUCAUCCACAUAUUCAAAUGCGGCGUAUAUGGCUUAUCAAUAUGCAAAUAAGGCGAAGCUGGGCUCUGUCGCAGGACAGACCACAAUUUCGAUUCACUAUGAUAUACCUUGUGUUGGUUUUUUUGAAACUUUUUCUUGCCCUGAAGAAGAUUCUUCUGAUGAUGGCAUGGGCUUCACGUGCAACAAUGAAUAUUGCUCCAAUAGCCAAAGCGCUGCGUAUUGGAGUUCAGAUCUCUUUGGUUUUUACACCACUCCAACAAACAUAACUGUGGAAAUGAAAGGCUAUUUUUUGCCACCCCAGACUGGCUCGUACACAUUCAAGUUUGCAACAGUAGAUGACUCAGCAAUUCUAUCAAUCGGAGGUGAUGCUGCAUUUGAAUGUUGUAAACAAGAACAGCCUCCAAUUACAUCCGCUGACUUUACAAUUAAUGGUAUCAAACCAUGGGGCCAGAGCUUACCGCCUAACAUAGAAGGAUCAGCCUAUAUGUAUGCUGGCUUUUAUUAUCCAAUGAAGAUUGUUUAUUCAAAUGCUGUUUCUUGGGGUACACUUCCAAUUAGUGUGACACUACCAGAUGGUACUAUUGUGAACGACGACUUUGAAGGGUACGUAUAUUCUUUCGACGACAAUCUAAAUCAGCCUAAUUGUACUAUCCCAGACCCUCCUAGCCAUACCACUUCAGGCAUUAUAACCACUACCACAGGAUCAUGGACCGGUUCUUUCACCACUACAUACACUGAGACAUCUACAUUCACUGGUUCUAAUGGACUACCAACUGACGAAACUAUCAUUGAGAUUAAAACGCCAACUAGUGUCAGCUCAUCCAGUGCUCCAUCAUCAUCAAGUGUAGCAGGUUUGAUCACCACGACCACUGAACCAUGGUCUGGUACUUUCACCACGACAACCACGGAAAUGAGCACUUUCACUGGUACUAAUGGUAACCCAACUGACGAAACCGUCAUUGUUAUCAGAACUCCAAGCAGUAGAGGUUUGAUCACCACCACUACUGAACCAUGGUCUGGUACUUUCACCACGACAACCACGGAAAUGAGCACUUUCACUGGUACUAAUGGUAACCCAACUGACGAAACCGUCAUUGUUAUCAGAACUCCAAGCAGUAGAGGUUUGAUCACCACCACUACUGAACCAUGGUCUGGUACUUUCACCACGACAACCACGGAAAUGAGCACUUUCACUGGUACUAAUGGUAACCCAACUGACGAAACCGUCAUUGUUAUCAGAACUCCAAGCAGUAGAGGUUUGAUCACCACCACUACUGAACCAUGGUCCGGUACUUUCACUACUACCACCACCGAAAUGAGCACUUUCACCGGUACGAAUGGUAACCCAACUGACGAAACUGUUAUUGUUAUCAGAACCCCAAGCAGUGUCAGCUCAUCCAGUGCUCCAUCAUCAUCAAGUGUAGCAGGUUUGAUCACCACGACCACUGAACCAUGGUCUGGUACUUUCACCACGACAACCACGGAAAUGAGCACUUUCACCGGUACGAAUGGUAACCCAACUGACGAAACCGUCAUUGUUAUUAGAACUCCAAGCAGUAGAGGUUUGAUCACCACGACCACUGAACCAUGGUCUGGUACUUUCACCACGACAACCACGGAAAUGAGCACUUUCACCGGUACGAAUGGUAACCCAACUGACGAAACCGUCAUUGUUAUUAGAACUCCAAGCAGUAGAGGUUUGAUCACCACGACCACUGAACCAUGGUCUGGUACUUUCACCACGACAACCACGGAAAUGAGCACUUUCACCGGUACGAAUGGUAACCCAACUGACGAAACCGUCAUUGUUAUCAGAACUCCAAGCAGUAGAGGUUUGAUCACCACGACCACUGAACCAUGGUCUGGUACUUUCACCACGACAACCACGGAAAUGAGCACUUUCACCGGUACGAAUGGUAACCCAACUGACGAAACCGUCAUUGUUAUCAGAACUCCAAGCAGUAGAGGUUUGAUCACCACCACUACUGAACCAUGGUCUGGUACUUUCACCACGACAACCACGGAAAUGAGCACUUUCACCGGUACGAAUGGUAACCCAACUGACGAAACCGUCAUUGUUAUCAGAACGCCAACUAGCUCUGGUUUGAUCACCACCACUACUGAACCAUGGUCCGGUACUUUCACCACGACAACCACGGAAAUGAGCACUUUCACUGGUACGAAUGGUAACCCAACUGACGAAACCGUCAUUGUUAUCAGAACUCCAAGCAGUAGAGGUUUGAUCACCACCACUACUGAACCAUGGUCCGGUACUUUCACUACUACCACCACCGAAAUGAGCACUUUCACCGGUACGAAUGGUAACCCAACUGACGAAACUGUUAUUGUUAUCAGAACUCCAAGCAGUAGAGGUCUGAUCACCACGACCACUGAACCAUGGUCUGGUACUUUCACCACGACAACCACUGAAAUGAGCACUUUCACCGGUACUAAUGGUAACCCAACUGACGAAACUGUUAUUGUUAUCAGAACCCCAAGCAGUGUCAGCUCAUCCAGUGUUUCAUCAUCUACUCCAGGAAGUAUCAUUAGUUCUGUCACAUCUUCUCAUCCAAUUAUCACGCCCUUGUACCCCAGCAACGGAACUUCAAUUGUCAGUUCUUCCGCCAGCUCCCAGGAUCAAACCCCAAUUUCUUCAACAUCUACCUUAGUGAGCCCCUCUUCUGUACUUUCUGAACCAUCUAAAACAUUUGUUAUUCCAACUACUGGUUCUACUACCGAUUCCGCUGAAAUCCAAAGCAGUUCAAUUAAUUCUUUUACUGGCUAUUCCACAAAUCACAAAACUAGCUCUGUCUCUUCUUCAUCCGCUUCUGCAGAACCAUCAAAGGUGUCUAGUUAUUCAUCUUCAUAUAUCACCACUACAACAAGCGAGCAAACUACUUUGGUUACCAUAACUUCCUGCGGACCUCAUACAUGCACUGAGUCCACUUCUUCUGCUAUUGUUUCUACAGCCACAACAACCGUUAGCGGCGUCACAACAGAGUACACCACAUGGUGUCCUAUUUCUACCACAGUCCCAGCAAAACAAACUACACUGGUUACUGUUACUUCUUGUGAGUCUGACAUCUGUUCCAAGGUUACCUCUUCCGCUAUUGUUUCUACAACCACAGCUACUAUUAAUGGAGCUGUCACUGAAUACACAACAUGGUGUCCUGUUUCCACUACAGAAUCAAAACAACAGACAACACUAGUCACAGUUACUUCUUGUGAAUCUGGUGUCUGUUCAGAAACCGCUUCGCCAGCUAUCGUUUCGACAGCCACGGCUACCAUAAAUGACGUCGUAACGAUUUUCCCCACAUGGAGCCCACAAACUACGGACGAAAAAGCUGUUAACUCUAAUACUGUAAGUACCUCUUCCAUAUCAGAAGCUGCUGAAACCGAAACAGCAACCCGUUCUUCACUUUCAAGAUCCAGCUAUGCCGAAGAAACACACUCGACUGUUGCAUCCAGCGCAAUUGGACACACCAAUAGUGUUUCUGUUUCUGUUUCUGUUUCUGUAACUGCCAGCACCAGAGGUGUCUCAACUUCUGGCUUGAUCACUAUGUCUCAACAGCCUCGCAGCGUUUCUUCAAACGGUACACCUGUGUCCAGCACAGCUUCCUUAGAGAUUUCAAGCUACGUUGGUAUUGCGAAUGGUCUGCUGGCCAAUAGUGGACUAUGUGUCUUCAUUGCCUCCUUGUUGAUGUCAAUUGUUUAUUGA